AUGGGAUGUGUUUUGGAUGCCCAAACGAAUAUUUAUUUACCAAAGGAACUUGCUUCGUUGACGGCUGAUUUUGAAUCAGAUUGUUUUUAUUUUGAUUAUACAACAAAUACACUUAAUUGUAAAUUAUUAACAAAAAAUUUAUAUCGCUCAUAUUUCAAACAACUUUAUCCAAGUAUUAUCAAUGAAUAUGAACUAACUGAUGAUAUGUUAAAUGUUAUAAAAUCUUAUACAGAUAGUAAAACAAAUGAAUGUUAUAUGAAAACAAAUUUAAAUUUAUUAAGUGCUAAUUUAAAUGAUAUUGAUUGGAUUUAUGUUAAUAGAUUACGUUCAUUAAUACGAGGUUUAAUUCAAUCAAAUAUUAAAUAUAUUUAUUAUCGAGGUUUAACAUUAACUGAUACAGAAAUUCAAUAUUAUCUAGAUAAAAGAAAUGAAUAUUAUUAUACAAAUUCAUUUACAUCAUUUACAAUUGAUCGUUUACUUAUUUAUUCUGGUAAUGCUAUAUUAAUAUUAAGAACAGAUACUUGUAAUGAAAAAGCAAAAAUUAAUCUAGCAAAUAUAUGGAAAUGGAGUACAUUUAUUGAUGAAAAAGAAGCAUUGUUAGCUGUUGGAACAAAAUUAAAAAUUUUAAGUGUACAUUAUUUUGGUUGUAAAUGGGAAAUUGAAGUUGAAUUAGCAGAAGAUGAUAUAGAGCAAGAUGAAGAUAAAACUUAG
This is a messenger RNA of Rotaria sordida, 711 nucleotides long. The record is from the annotation of a GenBank genome assembly. Lineage: Eukaryota; Metazoa; Rotifera; Eurotatoria; Philodinida; Philodinidae.